Messenger RNA from Colletotrichum higginsianum IMI 349063, 408 nucleotides. RefSeq lists its product as uncharacterized. Lineage: Eukaryota; Fungi; Ascomycota; Sordariomycetes; Glomerellales; Glomerellaceae. The coding region runs from base 1 to 408 and encodes 135 amino acids. The transcript has a single exon. The record is from RefSeq and is a predicted model, not a curated record.
AUGUCAUUGAGCCCGACAUCGUCGUCUUGUUUUCCAUUGCGAACGCUGUUGGGGCGGUCACAUACUUCAUUUCGCAAGCACACGGCGCUCCACGGAAAGGCCGAGCUUCUAAUUUUGGAUGUGAAUGGGUCCUCUAAGGCACGCAAGUUUGAUGUAUUUAUCGGGCAUCCGUAUGAAGCCUAUGCUAUCAUCGAUCCAGACGCAGGCCUCGCCAUGAAACCAGCCAUAGCUAAGCAGACUGGAAUGUUGUUCAAAGACGCAACACCAUAUCCGCGCACCGUCAUCGAGGAUGAUCUCCCACGUCAGGACGCAACCAAUGCCAGCCCUGCGACCCUAUGGUUUUGGGGAGCUAUUCACGCCGUCAUCUCCCUCGACGGAACACCGGACCGUGAAUACUGCUGGGCUUGA